This is a messenger RNA of Durio zibethinus, 1379 nucleotides long. The record is from RefSeq and is a predicted model, not a curated record. NCBI's taxonomy places the organism in Eukaryota, Viridiplantae, Streptophyta, Magnoliopsida, Malvales, Malvaceae.
UUUAUUUUUAUAUGUAAAACAAGAUUUUUUUUUUUUCGUAUUAUUUUGUGUUAUCAGAUGCAAAUUAAAUGCAUGUUCUUUUUUUUUUUUUUUUUUGAGGUUAUAUACAGAUCAGGCCCACUAUAUCAACCCAGUUUAUACACAAGGUACCUUAUGAUUAGCCCAACUCAUACACAAGGCAGAUUGUUGCCUUGGAAUUUAGAACCCAUAAUCCUACAGAUUAAAUUUCUCUAAUCCACAGUAAUAGUGAUAGUAUUAUCGACCGGAGGGACAGCCAAACUCCAAUCCAAAGGAAGAGGCAGAACCGAAGCUUCAGUCACGAUGAAUCUCAGUUGUGUACUACCUUUGUCUAAACUGCCCAAUUAUCUUGUCCCUAUAACUUUUCCGGGUUCUUUUUCUUUCUUGGACAAUUACCAAGCAAACCCAAGAAAAUCAAGCGGAGAUUUCUGGAGUUUUAAAGAUGGAAAAGUUGUCAAGAGGAAAGUAGGAAUUGUACGUGGGUGGUUGUUGCCAGUGGAUCCAUGGGCACCAAACAUUGACUCAGAAAACAUUGCUUCACAACUUUUUGCAGUUUCUUUGUUUCCAUACAUUGGGUUCUUGUACUUCAUCACCAAGUCUAAGUCUGCUCCCAAGCUCACCCUUUUUGGCUUCUACUUCUUGCUUGCCUUUGUCGGGGCUACCGUAGAGUUGGGCUGCAAAAGUUCACAAUUCUGCCCAAACAGAAAAGAAAUGAAAGCAGGAAAAGUCCCAGCUGGAAUAUAUGCAAAGGUGAAAUUUGGUACUUCCUUGUCUAAUGUGGAUUGGUUACAUGGAGGGGCUGAGUCACUUCUUACUUUAACCAAUUUAUUCAUUGUCUUGGGGUUGAGACAAGCUCUUAGGAAAGCUGAUGAUGCAAAAGAACGCACAUCAAGCUCUGUUCCAAACGUGAAAAAGCAGAAGAAGCCUUACGUGUAGAUGGAGUAAGUAACAUUCAAUUUAAAAUUAUAUCCUUGCCAUUUCAUUGUUCUAGUACUACGAGCUAUUCUUAAUUCUGUUGAAUGGUGCUUCUUUUCUCGCAGUUUUCUUGUUUCAGAAGGACUUCUAAUGCCUAAUAUUUUCUGCAGUGGGACAUAGUUACUAUUGUUCUCCUGUGAAUCCCUCAGCACAUAUGCAACAGACAAUUCUUCUUUGGUGCUGACUAGAGCUUUGUUAUUGGUUCAUUUUCAAAUCUCUUCUAACAUAUUGCAACUUUCCAAUCUAGAAUUAUUGAUGAUGCCAGGUUUCUCCAUGUCAUCAUUAUAUCUCUUAUAGGCACCACUACUGGGUUUUAUUUGUGCAUGUAUUCCAUUCACUUGAGCGUCAAGACAAGCAAUCAAUGUUGUGUCUACUAGAGGGAUCAU